AUGGCGAAAAAAGAUGAGAAGGAUAGCGAGAACUUCGUGCUCAAGCUCGACUGCGACAAGGCGAGCCGAAUUGCGUGGGAGUCAUUCUCUGAAUGAGCAUUUUCCAGGUGGUUUUCUCGAACCCGAAACUCGGCGACGAACUCACCCACUUCGUGCUGAAAAUCACGAAUCCGGCGAAGGAAAAGUAUGCGUUCAAGAUCAAGUGCACUUCGAACGAAAUGUUCAAGAUUAAGACGCCGGUCGGAGUAAUCGAUUCGCAAGGUUCCGUCGAUAUCACGGUAGGAAAUUGAGAUGCGUUUCAAAGGCAAACUUAUAGAAUUUUUGAAUUUCAGCUGGUGCACAACCCAGGGAAGGUUAUUCCUGAUAACGGAAAACAAUACUUUGCAAUCUACUACGUGAAAGUGGGAAGCACCGAAUUAAACGAGAAGUUCACUGUUCGCGACUUGUGGAAGGGCGUCAAAGGACCGUCGGAGGGCAUCAAACGUGUCUUCAUCGACUUUGACAAGAAGGCCGGAGCCAAGAAGGAAGAGAAGAAGGAUGGAAAGAAGGAAGAGAAAAAGGAGGAAAAGAAGGAAGAAAAGGAAGAGAAGAAGGAGGAAAAAGCGGAAAAGAAGGACAAGGAAGAGAAGAAAGAAGAGAAGAAGGAAGAGAAGAAGGAAGAGAAGAAGGAAGAGAAGAAGGAAGAGAAAAAGGAAGAGAAAAAGGAGGAAAAGAAGGAAGAGAAAAAGGAGGAAAAGAAGGAAGAGAAGGAGGAGAAGAAGGAGGAAAAAGCGGAGAAGAAGGAUAAGGAAGAGAAGAAGGAAGAGAAGAAGUAG
Molecule: messenger RNA, 815 nt
Organism: Caenorhabditis sp. 36 PRJEB53466
Lineage: Eukaryota; Metazoa; Nematoda; Chromadorea; Rhabditida; Rhabditidae
Source: the annotation of a GenBank genome assembly